Messenger RNA from Cygnus atratus (black swan), 7357 nucleotides. It is a transcript of the gene EYA4, whose product is annotated as EYA transcriptional coactivator and phosphatase 4. Gene Ontology annotation, cellular component: nucleus. Gene Ontology annotation, biological process: cell differentiation; negative regulation of extrinsic apoptotic signaling pathway in absence of ligand; multicellular organism development. Gene Ontology annotation, molecular function: protein tyrosine phosphatase activity. The record is from RefSeq and is a predicted model, not a curated record. The transcript has 19 exons. NCBI's taxonomy places the organism in Eukaryota, Metazoa, Chordata, Aves, Anseriformes, Anatidae. Bases 561 to 2411 code for a protein of 616 amino acids.
AUUACUUGAUAGAAAGAGGGUGAUGCAACUGGUUGAACAAGAGCCAGCCAAUCCACCCAGUGAAACCCAAGAGGAAAUACACGGUUGAUGGUAAGAGUGUGAAAAGUGACUAGGCAGGGAUUUUCCUCCCCUUAUCCACACUGGGUAGCAAAGAGGACCGAACACAGCUUUUGAACUUCCAGCAGAAAAGAGCCUUCAGCUUCCAAGCAGGAAGUGUCUCAAUCCGCACUGACGAGCUUGAGAGGAGGGAGACAAACGCAUCCCGUAAAAGGGUACUCUGUGGUGCUCGGUCAGCCUUCAAAGACAACCAACCGUCCCAAGAAGCCAGAACCGCUUUACUGUGGUGGUUCUUUGUAGAACAAACAAGAGGGGACAGACGGGAGAAGUGAACUGCUGGCUUUGGUACCCGGACUCAAGUGGGUCAGUGCCCCAGGCCCUUCAGCUCCCUUUCCUUCCUCUGCUCCCAUCAACGCUCCGCGGGCACAGUGAAGACCAGUGAGCUGUAAAUUGAAGGGAAGAUAAUUUCUGCUUGUGGUGGAAAAGAAAGGUGAACAACCUCCAUGGAAGACUCUCAGGAUCUAAGUGAACAGUCAGUAAAGAAAACGUGUACAGAAUCAGAUGUGUCAGAGCCUCCGAACACCAGGUCUAUGGAAAUGCAAGAUCUAGCAAGUCCUCAUAAUCUUGUUGGAAGCAGUGAUGCACCAGGUAGUUCCAAACUGGAUAAACCUAAUCUCAGUAGUACAUCAGUUACAACAAAUGGAACAGGAGUGUCUCUUCUUGCAGUCAAAACAGAGCCCAUGAACAGCAACGAAACAACAACAACAACUGGAGAUGGAUCGCUUGACACUUUUACUGGGUCAGUAAUAACAAGUAGCGGUUACAGCCCAAGAUCAGCUCAUCAGUACUCACCACAGAUAUAUCCUUCCAAGCCCUAUCCACACAUUCUUUCUACACCAGCAGCUCAAACAAUGUCUGCCUAUGCCGGACAAACCCAGUAUUCAGGAAUGCAGCAACCAGCGGUCUAUACAGCCUACUCACAGACAGGACAGCCAUACAGCCUACCUACUUACGAUUUGGGUGUAAUGUUGCCAGGCAUCAAGACAGAAAGUGGGCUCUCGCAGACACAGUCACCACUGCAGAGUGGGUGCCUCAGUUACAGUCCAGGUUUUUCCACCCCACAGCCAGGCCAAACACCAUAUUCAUAUCAGAUGCCAGGUUCUAGUUUUACACCAUCAUCCACUAUUUAUGCAAACAAUUCUGUUUCAAAUUCUACAAACUUCAGUAGUUCACAACAGGAUUAUCCAUCAUACACAGCUUUUGGCCAAAACCAGUAUGCACAGUAUUACUCAGCAUCAACAUAUGGUGCAUAUAUGACCUCAAACAACACGGCCGAUGUCACUUCUUCAUCAUCAUCAACCUACCAGUUACAGGAAUCUCUCCCUGGCCUGACUAGUCAACCAGGGGAGUUUGACACAGUACAGAGCCCCUCCACGCCAAUCAAAGAUCUUGAUGAGAGAACAUGUAGGAGUUCUGGGUCAAAGUCUCGGGGUAGAGGGCGGAAGAAUAAUCCAUCACCCCCUCCGGACAGUGACUUGGAGCGUGUAUUUGUUUGGGAUUUGGAUGAAACAAUCAUAGUUUUUCAUUCACUGCUUACAGGAUCCUAUGCACAAAAGUAUGGCAAGGAUCCACCAAUGGCAGUGACUCUUGGACUACGAAUGGAAGAAAUGAUUUUUAAUCUUGCUGAUACACACUUAUUUUUUAAUGAUUUAGAGGAAUGUGAUCAAGUUCACAUAGAUGAUGUUUCUUCUGAUGAUAAUGGACAAGACCUAAGUACCUACAGUUUUGCAACUGAUGGCUUCCAUGCAGCUGCAAGUAGUGCAAACCUUUGUCUGCCAACAGGUGUAAGAGGAGGGGUUGACUGGAUGAGGAAGCUGGCUUUCCGUUACAGAAGAGUAAAAGAGUUGUAUAAUACUUACAAGAACAACAUAGGAGGACUCCUGGGACCUGCUAAAAGAGAUGCAUGGUUGCAAUUAAGAGCAGAGAUUGAAGCUCUGACAGACUCCUGGCUAACAAAUGCACUUAAAUCAUUAUCAAUUAUCAGCACAAGGAGUAACUGUGUAAAUGUGUUGGUAACAACAACCCAGCUUAUCCCAGCACUUGCAAAAGUCUUGCUAUACAGCUUAGGAGGAGCUUUUCCUAUUGAAAAUAUUUACAGUGCAACCAAAAUAGGCAAAGAGAGCUGUUUUGAGCGUAUAGUGUCCAGAUUUGGCACUAACAUAACUUAUGUUGUGAUUGGAGAUGGCCGAGAUGAGGAGCAUGCAGCUAAUCAGCACAACAUGCCUUUCUGGAGGAUAUCCAGUCAUUCGGACCUCUUGGCUCUCCAUCAAGCACUGGAACUAGAGUAUUUGUAACUGUGUUCUAAAGUUGGCGAUCCUUUUUUUAUAUAUAUAUAUUUCAAGUACACUGAAAUUUUAUGUGUGAUUCAAUGCCUCUGGCUUUACACAUAUGAAUUGUCUUAAGAAGGGAAGAAAUAUUUGGAAUUAAAAAUUCCAAAUUGAAGAAUUCAGAUUGCUGAAUGGAGUUAAAACAUUAGUGCUACGUAAGGAAGCUCUAUGGUCUUAUAUAUGCAACGUUUUUAAAUGAAUUAAAACUGUGGAGGUUGCUGGUACACACCAAAUGAGCCCUGAUAGGAGUGAACAAAGGACUCAAACUGGCAAAGCACCAACACGCGUUUUCCAACCGACAAGGUGGUGUUCAACAACAUUCCUCAAAAUGGGAUAUAUUCUCAGCACUGAGGUUUGAACCAGACUUUAACCUACCUAACCCAGAAAAUCUGAAUUGGAAUGCACUCAGACUGUAUAAUGACAAUCCUGUCUAGACCUGUAAUUUGUGUAAAUUAUUGAUGAAAAUAAUUUACUGUGACUUUAUUAGCAGCUGAUUUUGGAAGUGGAUGCAAUUUUUCUUUCUUUUUUGGGGGGGAAGGGGAGGGAGAGGGUUAUAUAAUAUUGUCUCUUUUAUAAGUUUGGCAAACAGAAUGUGCAUAAUGAUGUGUUGUGCCUUAAAGAAAAGACUGUGUUUGUGUGUUAUAAUGUAAUUUUGGUUAAAAACUAUGUAGAUAAACAAAAAAAAAGGGUUUUGUGAUAAUUUUUGACAUGACCAAAUUUGAAAUUCAAAGAAAUCAAAGAGCAGGGCUGCACCAAAGCAUUUAAGUAUUUGUUGCAGUAAGAAAAAAAUAAUAAUAAAGUUUGUGUUUUUAUUUGGAUUCUCAAUAAUUCCACUGAUUGUUUGAGGAAAGUUAAGAGUAUGUUGGGAGGUUGAUAUUGGGGACCGCUACCUUGAAAGCUAAAAAAAAAAAAAAAAAAAAAGAAAGUGUUUAACACCUUCAAUAUCAGUUCUUGAUUCUCCGAUGAGAGAGCUAAGAGCCAUAUUCAUGAAUUACUUAGUCCACUGAAAGCCAUACAGUGAGUACAUCUGCUGUGUAUGAAAGAGCAAAUUCCCACCCAGCAGAAAAAGGUACCUGGAGAUCACUGGUGGCAUUACUGGAGGGUGAAAAUGUGGUAUUAAGCACAGAUGAGGGAUAAAACACGAGUUCUUUAGAAAGAAAAAUAAAAAUCCCAAAGAAUCUCUUACCAGUCAGAUGCAUAAAUUAUUCUACAUUUAGCAUAUUCAGGAUCAACACAGGCUGUUGGAAUUGCUGGCAUGAUGACAUUGACCCUUUCAGGAGCACAGUCUAAUUUGGUAAAUAUAACAGCAUUUUGGUGGCUUUUCCAUUGUGUUCCACAUAAAUUUGUCUUCUGUCUUGGGUCAACAUGAUUUUCUGCACCUAUUUUUGAUUACACAAGAGUAUUACACAGAAGCAACCCUAAGAGUCUUUGAAUCCAGAAAUUUCAAUAGCAUGUCAGAUAUAUGAAGAGAGGAUAAGGAAGGGAUUUUUAAUGAAGAAAUAUUGAGAAAUAUAUUACCUUAAUUUUAUUCAUUUCUAUUAAUAAUUAUGGUCCACAUGGUGAUAAUUACCUUGCAAGUUUUGAACAUGCUGCCUUUCAGCUUUGGAAAAUGAGCAAGGUCUGUAUUUGACGCAAGGUCCCUAGCAUCCUACAUGCAGCUUGAGCACUCUGAAGAAACUACAAGUGGUUCAUCUCUCAUUGCAGAAGGAGGAAACCGCUUUUUGAUGUAUAUCACUGUACAUGUAGAUGCCUAAGGUUUCCUGUGCUACGAGUGUGCAAGAGAUGUUAAAUGCAAACUCCAGAAUGCUUACACAAACACAGUAGUCAGCACUGAGAUGUUCUUCCAUCUAUGUGCUGUGAAGCCUGCAUAUGUCUAGUCAUCAUGUAUUAAAUUUCAUCUUUGUUGAUUGCAUGAAAGUUAUUUGGUAGGUGAAAGCCUAAAGCCACUAAAAGACCAAUGCAAAACUCCUUUAUAACUUCAUAAAAAUGGAAUUUGUUUGCUGCUUUGGAAUUCAAUAUACAAGUCAUCAGACAAUGAACUAAUGAUUUGUUAUCACUGGAAAGUAUGAAACCAUCAGGUGAGACUAGCGACAUAUGAAAUCAUUAUACACCAGUUACUUGGGUGAUAAAUUUGUGCGUCCAACAAGUAAAAAUGACGAAUACCUUCUUUAUAUAUACAGUAUUUGCCCAGUCAAAUUUGGCCUAGAAGUACAUUUUCAUAAAACCUGUGGUACCAGCUUUUCAUAGUCUUUCAGGUGAGAAAAAAUGGGUUUCUAUUGGAAUAGGAAAAAGGUUGAACAAAAAGCCCCUCUCAAGUUCCAGCAUCAGAACAUCACAUGAGAAUCUCAGCAUAAAAGUUUUUGUUUAAAAAAAUAAAAUAAAAUAAAAAGUAAUAAUUGGUAUGGUGAAGUAGCUUAUAUUUGUUUUCUUUUUUCUUUUUUUUUUUUCUUACAAGUGAUAGUGUUAUUUAAAUGCAUGAAGCAAUUUUAUUUCUCAGUUAUUUUUUUUUUCAGCUUUUCAGUGUUCUUUUCCAAAUCAGAAGUAAGAACAAACAAUAACCAGCAACAACCAUUAGUUCUUACAAAAGGUUUGCAGUGGAGUUGUGUUUAACUCUCCAUGGCAGGUAUGGCUCAAUUAAUAUACCGGACUUUCAGAGAGGAGAUGGAGGCAAAAUGAGGGAAGUUUUUCAGAACAAGACAAAGUUCUGAUUUUAAAUUGGAUUCUGUGUCUUAGCGUAGCAGAAGUUAAUUAUAAAAAUGAAAAAUCCACAAAAAUGCACAAGAAAAUCAAAGAUUUAUCUCAAAAACCUUCAUAAUCUUAAAAUUCUAAAGCAAAAUUUCGGAGUACAAAUACUCUCUUCCUAUGCAAAAUUUGUUAUAUAUAUAUCUUUGAAUGAAACUAUGUUUUGCAAGACUGCCUUGUAGAAAGAACUUACUCUGAUAAUAAUAAUAUACUGUGUGAACUAUACAGAGGAGAAAAUAAGCAAGGCAGAGUUGUAGUCGUGUCAGACUGUUCCAGAUGGGCCUGAGUAUAUUAAACUGAAGGCUGGUCAUUUUGACAUUGAGUGCAUUUUAAUUCAACAGCGUAUUCAUCAGAAACUGCCUUCCAUGCAGCCUCUCCUGAAUAACCAAGAUUGAGCACAAUGUCAUGUUUGCAAGUAUUUUGUGCAAAUGAAGUAUAGGAUAUAAUGCCUUUUGCUGAUUAGCAGUUUUCAGUCAGUACAGAACUUGAACGUUCAUUAGGCAUUUGAACAGUCAGCUUGCAGAAUACAAACACACUGGGAUCUCAGUCACAAAGUAUUAACGUAAUAGAUAUAUAACUCCAUGCAGCUCAGUAUAUCAGUAAAAGAGGAAGCAAAAGCUAAAAAUGAUUUUUCUUUUUAGAUGCCUAUGGAGAUAGUGAACAAAGGUAUAGGUGGCAGCUAGCUCCCAGAACUGAUUUCACUAGAAGCAGCAGUGUUUACAUCCACAGUAGAUGCAGAGUAUAUUCCAGUGUAAGCACUAACAAGAGAGAUGCCAACCCAAAAUCCUGUAUACAAGCACAGAUAAUAUCAGAGCAGAUGAAGUCCCACGGCCAAUCAGAACUGCAGAUUUUAUGGGAAACAUGGAGUUGGCACACAACAGCAAGUCUAGAGUUUAGCUCUGAGGGUGUAUCCAGAUCCAGGGUUUUGGUUCAAAAGUCAUCUCUACUUUACAAGAGUGAUACCAUGCAUAUACUUUAAAUGAAAGUGGUAUUUAGUAUCUCUGAAGAGGAGCUGAAGUGACAUGAGCCAAAUCCCAGCAAAAGCAGCAUUUUUGAGAUAUAAUUGAAGCCAAGGGUCUCUGUCAUGUAUUAGAUUAUAGUUUAUUAGGGCCUACAUAAUUUAAGAAAAUGUAAAUUAAAAUUAAAAGCUUGUAAAAUUAUGUACAUCUUUACUAUUUCUCAAUAAAUACACUUGGAAAUGUCAUUUUCUGCACUAUAUUAUGUUGCAAGAUGUUUGGUUUGUGGUUGAAAUCCUCAGUACAGGGAUCUGAGUUUGACUUUGAACUCUUCUUAAGUAUAUCCAUGAUAUCUCAGUGAUCCAUGUCAGGAACAACCCUGUGACCUUGUGGUCUGGUAAAGACUGGCUUCUCUGUGUGCAGUUUGCAAGGUGCAGCCUUUGUGGGGAACGGAAGUUUCCUUACCAAAACGAGUAGAUGUUUUGUUCCAGAUUGCAGCCUGAGAGACAAUGCGUUUUUUUGUGAUGGCCAAAAUACAGAACCAAUUUGAAAGCCUAGACACAUAACACAUUAAUUUAAAUUCACUUACCAAUUCACUUACUAGUGCUAUGCUAAUAUCCUUCUUAUGGACAAUUACUUCCAAAGCAUGGGCUGUUUGGGAGACAGAUUGAGCUAUUGAGGAGCAAGUGGCCGUUCCAGUCAAAGCUGAGCCUCGUGAAAUUUUGUAUGUGUCUUUGAGAGUGGUGCUUCAUGUCAGGUGCUGGCCUUGGUUUGCAGGAUGCAGUGCCUCUGCAGUCUGCUUGCACAGGCUUUAAGGCAGUCACUUCAAAAGCAGGGCUGCAAGAUUAUCAGCACACAUAGAUGUGACGUUACAGUCUUGGAAACAACAUCGCAAGUGGCAGAUCCUCAGUAACCACAGUGCUUCAACCACAAGAGGCAGAUCAUAAACAGAUUUUUCCCAGGAGUUAGAUUAAAGCAUUUCUGUUACACAGACAACUGUUUUCUGUGUAAAGAUUCCCAAGUGAUAACAAAGACACUGCUUUCUCUGAUAAACUGUUCCUUUGUUUAAUUUUAAUGUCUAUGCUCUCCCAGUGUCCAUCAGUAGACAGGGUAAAAUUUAUGUGUUAUUUGCAACAUUAUAUAGAUGACUGUGGCUAUCUGGAUAUUGCACAAUACUGAAAAUGCUUAUUGACAAAUAAAAACCUUAUAAAAUUG